UCCCUCCUUCCUCUCCUCCCCCCCCAUGCAAACGACUGCAGAACUCUACUGAAAGACACUCGUACUUUAAACUGAAGAGACUUUGGAGUAGCUGUCUCCCUCUUACCAACUGCGAAUUAUCAUCACAGAAUGGCGAAGUGCGGAAGCUGUGGACCGGGGUACAAAAGUCCCGUGGAUGCUAUGAAGGGGCCUCGGGAAGAGAUUGUCUAUCUGCCCUGCAUUUAUCGCAACACUGGCAUCCUGAAACCUGAUUACCUUGCCACUGUGGACGUGGACCCCAAGUCACCGACCUAUUGCAAGGUGAUCCACCGCUUGCCCAUGCCCAACAUGAAGGACGAGCUGCACCACUCUGGAUGGAAUGCCUGCAGUAGCUGCUUUGGUGACGCCUCCAAGAAGCGUAACCGACUUAUCCUGCCCUCGCUCAUCUCCUCCCGAGUCUAUGUGGUGGACGUGGGCACAGAUCCCCGUGCCCCUCGCUUGUACAAGACAGUGGAGCCUACUGAGCUGUUUUGGAAGUGUGGCCUUGCCAACCCCCACACUACACACUGCCUGGGCAGCGGCCAGAUUAUGAUCAGCUCAAUGGGGGACCCCUCUGGCAACGGCAAAGGUGGCUUCAUCCUGUUAGAUGGGGAGACAUUUGAAGUAAUUGGUAACUGGGAGCUGCCAGGUGAAGCUGCCCCCUUUGGCUAUGACUUCUGGUACCAGCCAAGACACAACGUCAUGAUGAGUACAGAAUGGGGUUCUCCGAAGGCCCUUGCCAAUGGUUUCAACCCUGCGGAUGUCAAAGCAGGCCAUUAUGGGAGAAGCGUCCAUGUUUGGGACUGGACCACUCACAAGUACCUCCAGUCCCUGGACCUGGGAGAAGAGGGUGCUAUUCCGCUGGAGAUCAGAUUCCUGCAUGACCCUGCAGCCUCAGAGGGUUUUGUGGGUUGUGCGCUUCACGGAACAGUCUUCCAUUUCUUCAAGACUCAGAAGGGGAACUGGGAUGCUGAGAAGGUCAUCAGUGUUCCCAGUAAGAAGGUGGAAGGAUGGAUUCUGCCAGAGAUGCCAAGUUUAAUCACAGACAUACUCAUCUCCCUCGACGACCGCUUCCUGUACAUAAGCAACUGGCUGCACGGUGACGUUCGGCAGUAUGACAUUACAAAUACCAGGAAUCCACGUCUUGUGGGCCAGCUGUUCCUGGGUGGCAGCAUUCAGAAUGAUGGCCAGGUCAAAGUGCUGGAGGACAAGGAGCUGGACAGUCAACCGCCACCCCGUGUCAUAAAGGGAAAGCGUGUGCAGGGAAGUCCUCAGAUGCUGCAGCUCAGCCUGGAUGGGAAAAGGUUAUAUGUCACAACCUCUCUGUAUAGUGGCUGGGACAAGCAGUUCUACCCAGAUCUCAUCAAGGAGGGCUCUGUGAUGAUGCAGAUUGAUGUGGACUCAGUGAAGGGGGGCCUGAAGCUCAAUGAGGAUUUCCUUGUUGAUUUUGGAAAGGAGCCCGAUGGACCAGCUCUUGCCCAUGAGCUGCGAUACCCUGGAGGAGACUGCACCUCUGACAUCUGGUUGUGAACAGAAGGAUUUGCCGCCUUCCAUGCACUCCCAUUAGUUUGUUGUCACCUGAAAGCAUUAUCCGGGCUGCCAACUCAGAUUGAGGCUCAUGCAGUUCACCUAUUUCACAUACUUAUUCCACAUUCGUCCGUUUUGCAUGCCACAUGUUUGUUUUCUUGUGCAUCUUAAACUAAAUCUUGUUAAAGACAUUAGCAUUCAUCCAAAUUCUGUAUAUCUGCUUGGUACAUGGUGUAGCCUACACUUCCACCAACAAUCAUGCUUGUUUUGAGUGGUUUCAUCUUUGACUAAAAUCAUUGUUGUUAACUGUCAAAGUUGGCAGCCCAGCUUUGUGUUAUACACAGACCAAUGUACUGCCAUGUGUGCUUUUUGAACGUUACUGGCUAAGUGAAAGCUUUGUCCUAGAAUUGCAUAAUUAUAAUAUACAAAUAAAAUCAAAUUAAAAUAUAUUAAACAGACAUGAUUGUGAAUGGUUCAACCCUCACAAUAACACUGACUCUUAAAAUGCAUUGUGAACUAAUAGUAUAAUACGGUAUGACUAUCUUGUAAUGUAUUGUAUUCAGUCCUUUGAUUGCACUAUAUCGCAUUUGGUCCUAUGGCUAAACUUUUCCUCGAAAGGAAAAACCAUGUACAAACACCAAUGAACUGUAAAAGAACUUAUACAGUUCAGUGAAUACAAUCCAUUCAAUAAAGCAAUUUCCCAAG
This is a messenger RNA of Anguilla rostrata (American eel), 2250 nucleotides long. RefSeq names its product selenium binding protein 1 (gene selenbp1). The record is from RefSeq and is a predicted model, not a curated record. Gene Ontology annotation, molecular function: protein binding; selenium binding. NCBI's taxonomy places the organism in Eukaryota, Metazoa, Chordata, Actinopteri, Anguilliformes, Anguillidae. The transcript has 12 exons. Bases 130 to 1548 code for a protein of 472 amino acids.